This is a messenger RNA of Mustela erminea (ermine), 888 nucleotides long. It is a transcript of the gene TIMM9, whose product is annotated as translocase of inner mitochondrial membrane 9. The record is from RefSeq and is a predicted model, not a curated record. Lineage: Eukaryota; Metazoa; Chordata; Mammalia; Carnivora; Mustelidae. The coding region runs from base 343 to 612 and encodes 89 amino acids. The transcript is spliced from 5 exons.
UCUCCCACGUGUUCUCUCCCAUCCAGCGACUGCGGCGCCCUCCCUGACCCGGACCCUCCGCCCCUAGAAUCGACUGGCAGCGCAGUCCCCCAACCUCGCACUGGUGUCGGAUGCGAGAACCUGUGCUCAAGUAUGGUCUCUUUUCUCUGCGCUUAGAAUCUCGGGUUCCCAGGCGGAGGGCACCAGGCCACGCUCGGGAAGGUGGCGGGAUCUCUGGAGGAGGCCGCCGCGUGUAAGAAAUCAGUCAUUGGAGACAUUCAAGCAAAGAUUGGACAGCUAAUUUUCUGAACAAAAGGAAACUCAUGCAUCAGAAAAGGUGACUAAUAAACAUACCUUUAGAAUAUGGCUGCACAAAUACCAGAAUCUGAUCAGAUAAAACAGUUUAAGGAGUUUCUUGGAACCUACAAUAAACUUACAGAAACCUGCUUUUUGGAUUGCGUUAAAGACUUCACAACUAGAGAAGUGAAACCCGAAGAGACCACCUGUUCAGAACACUGCUUACAGAAAUAUUUAAAAAUGACACAGAGAAUAUCCAUGAGAUUUCAGGAGUAUCAUAUUCAGCAGAAUGAAGCCCUGGCAGCCAAAGCAGGACUUCUUGGCCAACCACGAUAGAGAAGUCAUGAUGGAUGGACUUUUGAUGAAAGACUGGCAGCAGCGGUUGCGAUGGAAGUGAGGAUUCAUCUUGAUAGAAUCCCAGGAAAGCAGCAGCCACCCUAUUAAACUGUCAGUCAUGACUUUGGCAAAUGGAAACAACUGGAGAAACAAAAUUGCUGUUUACCGAGAAUAAUCAAAAUAGAAGGUCUUAUUGUUCAAUGAAAAUAAUAAGAUGCAACAUUUGUUGAGGCCUUAAGAUUCAGCAGCUUGGUAAUUUCAUUAGAAAAAUAAACC